AUGGCUUCAUCAACAAGAUACCGCUAUGCCAUCGCAGCCGUCUUCGCCGCUGGGGCUCUGGCAGCUCCGGCUCCCCAGUUCCCACCGCAGUUCAUCCCAUCCAAUCCGCAGAGCCAGGACCAGGGCCAAUUGGCCAGCACGAUCUCUACUAGUUCCGUAUCAACUCCCACUUCGAUUCCCACUCCCGGCGCCUCCCCGAGUUCCAGUGUAAGCUCCAACUCUAGCUCCGAACCGUCUGAAUUCACUGCCAAUCCCUCCGUUGGCGGUGGCGGCGACACCUACACCGACUCCGCGCGCUUUCGCAUCUACGGCGCAACGGGCACUGACGCGGAGAACGCACUACAAAUGCUCGAGUCCGCAUACACCUGCUUUGUGACUGACCUCGGCUGGCGCUCUUCAGGCCUCUCCUACGACUCCAACUCUGAUACAGCGGAGAUAUGGUACAAGGAGAAUGUGUACUCUGUUGCCUCUCUCGACGGCAACGCUGCCGGCGUCAUGGGCUCUGACUAUACAACGGGCUACAGCUACGUACAGGUCGUAAACACGUUCCUCGCAGAUCCGUCCGUUACGGUGCACGAGUACGGCCAUGCACUCACCUACCACGUUCGCAACUGGGUAGACCAGACUAUGACUGGCGCGUGGUGGGAGCCACUGGCGAACUGGUUCGCUGAUACCUGGAUGACGUCUGACCUGUGCGCGAGCGCCAGAGAGCAAUAUAACCAGGAGGCCGGAAGCUCGGUCAUCGAGUUGCAAAAGGUCAUUGGCGACAGCUACCAGGUUAUCGUUGAUGGCUCGACAGAUACGGGCAACUACUACCAGUCCUGGCCGCUGUUCACAUACAUGACCAACAAUCCCGAUAAUUUCACAGGCCUCGGUACCGACUCUGUUCUCCAGCUGAACAAGCAAUAUGAUGUCGGUAGCAAUGAAACGCCGCUCCACACCCUGCAGCGCCUGGUUGGUGCCACGCCUAUCGCAAAGGUUAUUGGGCGGUACUGGGCGCAUAUGGCGUACGUCGAUAUCAGUGAUGCUGCCAAUGAGGUCUUCCUGCAGCAACGGGAGAGUCUGACAUAUGACAACCUCGAGUUAUCCAGCGAUGGGACCUACACUGCAGCAUUCACUGCGACCCUUGCUAUCCGUAGCACGAAUAGCGGGUCGGUUCGGUAUGUUGAUCUGGAGAACGGAAAGGGUGAGGUCAUCGUUGGUGAGAGCGAGGAGGCGAGUCUGGUUGUGGUGAAUACCCCUGAAGAACUCAUCCAGUAUAACCCCUUUGAGUUGUCUAGUGAGAAUACAGCUCAACCAGAUGACUACGACGAUCACCCAGUUCACGACGAACAACAUGGUCGACGACUGGCAGAACUGAUAUUACUACUGCCACUACUAGAAGACCCAGGGAAUAAGCCUCGCCGUCGACUGAUGGUACUCUACCCACUCCUCGCCGAAGGACUUCCUGAGCAGUUCCUCCUCUUGUUGAAUCCUUUUGGGAAUAACCAAAAUAACCAGCAGCAUGUAGUAGACGAUGCUCAAAUAUCCCAGGGACCUUCCGAAUCUGACCAAUCUUGUGGGCUUGGCAAUCGCAAACGUGAAGUUCUGUUGCAGCUGGUGGAAUGCGAGGAAGCGCAGUAUCCCGCCGCAAAGCAAACUUGCUACGAACACAGCGGACUCUGCCGACCAGGAGAGAAGACCAGAACUGUAGCCUGA
Aspergillus nidulans FGSC A4 is the source of this 1698-nucleotide messenger RNA. RefSeq lists its product as uncharacterized. The transcript is spliced from 4 exons. The record is from RefSeq and is a predicted model, not a curated record. Lineage: Eukaryota; Fungi; Ascomycota; Eurotiomycetes; Eurotiales; Aspergillaceae. Bases 1 to 1698 code for a protein of 565 amino acids.